AGUGUACAGUAGUUACAUAUACUCCGGGAUAUUAGUUUAUUUAGAGUCGGACAAACUGUCAGACAUGACUGAAAGUGUGUAACUUUAGUAACUUGUGGAUCAGCGCUGACUCAAGUCGCGAACUGUUUAGAACGAAUCAGUCCGAUUUGGUGAACCGGUUCAUCCAGUUCACUAAAAAGAACCGGUUCAAAAGAACGAUUCGUUCUAAAUUCGCCAUCACUAGAAGCUACACAAAGCAGUUUGAUGUGAAAGUGAAAGAAUCACUGAAUGAUAAUUUACACGUUUCUUCAGCUUCAGAUUGACAAGGAGCGAGAUUAAAGACACUAAAGGAUUGUUUACUAAAGGCUAAGAUUUCUUUAUGUUCAGCUCAGUGCAGGAGAUCAGACCUGGUCGUACACAACUGUCUUCAGGAGCAAUAACAUUUCUGUACUGCUGGUGAAGGAUGGAUGACUUCAGUCCUGUCCAACCUGCUGGGUCUCCACCAUUAAAGACAAGAUGUAACGAUUUAACUACUGAACCUCAUCUUCAGAAGAGAUGCAGAACAAAUCUGAUAAAGAGGUUUCAGCACACGAGCGAGGUGACGACAGACCGGGGGAACCCGACACGUCUCGGUGAGAUCUACACAGAGCUCUACAUCACAGAAGGAGACAGUGGAGAAGUCGGUAACGGACACGAGGCGAGGCAGAUCGAGGCAACAUCCAGGAGAGCAGCUACAGAGGAAACACCGAUCAGAUGUAGUGACAUGUUUAAGCCUUUACCUGAAGAAGACAAACCCAUCAGGAACGUUCUGACCAAGGGGGUCUCUGGCAUCGGAAAAUCAGUCUCUGUGCAGAAGUUUGUUCUAGACUGGGCUGAAGGGAAAACAAGUCAGGAUGUUCAUCUCAUAUUCCCACUUCCUUUCAGAGAGCUCAAUCUGAUGAAGGAUCAAACUCUGAGUCUGAUGGAGCUUCUUCAUUUCUAUCUUAAGGAGAUAAAAGAAACAAACAUUUCCAGCCUGCACAAAGUUCUGUUUAUUUUUGAUGGUUUGGAUGAGUGUCAUUUCCCUCUGGACUUCCAGAACACAGCGAGAGUGUGUGAUGUAACUGAACCAGCAUCAGUGGAUGUGCUGCUGAUUAAUCUGAUCAAAGGGAAUCUAUUUCCCUCUGCUCUCAUCUGGAUCACCUCCAGACCUGCAGCAGCUGAUCAAAUCCCCUCUGAGUGUGUUGAUCGAGUCACAGAGGUACGAGGGUUCAAUGACCCACAGAAGGAGGAAUAUUUCAGGAAGAGGAUCAGAGAUCAGAGCCUGAGCAACAGAAUCAUCACACACUUAAAAUCAUUAAGAAGCCUCUACAUCAUGUGCCACAUCCCAGUCUUCUGCUGGAUUUCAGCUACUGUUCUAGAGAGUCUGUUGGGUAAAGCAGAGAAUGGAGAGAUCCCCGAGACUCUGACUCAAAUGUACACACAUUUCCUCAUCAUUCAGACAAACACCAUCAAGAAAAAGUACACAGAGAGCAGAGAGACAGAUAAAGAAAUGGUCCUGAAACUGGGUAAACUGGCUUAUCAGCAGCUGAUGAAAGGCAACCUGAUCUUCUAUGAGGAAGACCUGAUGGAGUGUGGCAUCGAUGUGACAGAAGCAUCAGUGUAUUCAGGUGUGUGUACACAGAUCUUCAGAGAGGAGUUUGGGCUUCACCAGAGUAAAGUGUACUGCUUUGUUCAUCUGAGCAUUCAGGAGCUCCUCGCAGCUCUGUAUGUGCACCUGACCUUCAUGAAGGAGAAGAGAAAUGUUUUUAAAAAGACAACAACGGACAUAUCGAGACUGAGAGAUGUACACAAGAAUGCAGUAGAUCAGGCUUUACAGAGUGAAAAUGGAGGACAUCUGGAUCUUUUCCUUCGCUUUCUUCUGGGUCUCUCACUGGAGUCCAAUCAGAUCCUCUUACAAACCCAAAAUAUAGUGACAAAGACAAGAAGUAUCUCCCACAGGAAGCAGGAAACAGUCCAUUACAUCAGGGAGAAGAUCAGAGAGAAUCCCUCCACAGAGAAAUCCAUCAAUCUGUUCCACUGUCUAAAUGAACUGGAAGAUCCUUCUCUAGUUGAGGAAGUCCAGCACUACCUACAGUCUGGAAAUUUACAACAUAUUGAACUUUCUUCUUCUCAGUGGUCAGCUGUGGUGUUUGUGUUACUGACAUCAGUGCAGGAACAGGAUGUGUUUGUCCUGGAGAAAUAUAUUAACAAAUACUGUACACCUGAGGAGGUUCUUCUGAAGCUCCUGCCUGUGGUUUCAGCCUCCAGAAAAGCCGAUCUCAAUAAUUGUGACGUGAAAGAGAAAGGCUCUACAGCUUUAGCUUCUGUGCUCCAGUCUGAAUCCUCUGAUCUGAGGGAACUGGAUCUGUCUGGGAAUAGAUUCAAAGACUUGGGAUUAAAGUGUCUCUCUGCUGGACUGGAGAAUCCUCACUGUAAACUGGAGACACUGAGGUUGUGUAGUUGUCGUUGCAAAGAUGACGGCUGUGCUGCUCUGAGUUCAGCUCUGAGAUCAAACCCCUCACACCUGAGAGAACUGGAUCUGUCUAGAAAUUAUUUUAAAGACUCAGGAGUGAAGAGUCUCUCUGCUGUACUGGAGAAUCCUCACUGUAACCUGGAGACACUGAGGUUGUGUAGUUGUGGUGUCUCAGAUGAAGGCUGUGCUGCUCUGAGUUCAGCUCUGAGAUCAAACCCCUCACACCUGAGAGAACUGGAUCUGUCUAGAAAUUACCUCAGAGACUCAGGAGUGAAGAGUCUCUCUGCUGUACUGGAGAAUCCUCAAUGUAACCUGGAGACACUGAGGUUGUGUGGUUGUGAAAUCUCAGAUGAAGGCUGUGCUGCUCUGAGUUCAGCUCUGACAUCAACAUCCUCACACCUGAGACAACUGGAUCUGUCUGAGAAUAACCUCAGAGACUCAGGAGUGAAGAGUCUCUCUGCCGUACUGGAGAAUCCUCACUGUAACCUGGAGACACUGAGGUUGUGUAGUUGUGGUGUCUCAGAUGAAGGUUGUGCUGCUCUGACUUCGGCUCUGAGAUCAAACCCCUCACACCUGAGAGAACUGGAUCUGUCUAGAAAUUACCUCAGAGACUCAGGAGUGAAGAGUCUCUCUGCUGUACUGGAGAAUCCUCACUGUAACCUGGAGACACUGAGGUUGUGUAACUGUGAAAUCUCAGAUGAAGGCUGUGCUGCUCUGAGUUCAGCUCUGAGAUCAAACCCCUCACACCUGAGAGAACUGGAUCUGUCCUGGAAUGAACUCAGAGACUCGGGAGUGAAGAGUCUCUCUGCUGUACUGGAGAAUCCUCACUGUAACCUGGAGACACUGAGGUUGUGUGGUUGUGAAAUCUCACCUGAUAGCUGUGCUGCUCUGAGUUCGGCUCUGAGAUCCAACCCCUCACACCUGAGAGAACUGGAUCUGUCUUGGAAUUAUCUCAGAGACUCAGGAGUGAAGAGUCUCUCUGCUGUACUGGAGAAUCCUCACUGUAAACUGGAGACACUGAGGUUGUGUGAUUGUGAAAUCUCAGAUGAAGGUUGUGCUGCUCUGAGAUCAGCACUGAGAUCAAACCCCUCACACCUGAGACAACUGGAUCUGUAUUGGAACGAUCUAGGAGACUCAGGAAAGGAGCUACUAUACAGAAUUAAAGAUGAAUAUCAUCAUAAACUCCAGGAUUGGAGCUGAGAUGUGGAUAAACAAACAGUUUGAUAUAUAUAUAGGAUAUAUAAAUAAUUCGACCUGUUAGCAUUGUUUCAUUUGGUUCCCAUAAAGAGCUACUGAGUGAAAAACAGGAUUGGCAACAACAACAACAAUAGUAAUAAUAAUAAUAAUAGUUCUGGGGGCACGGUGGCUUAAUGGUUAGCACGUUCGCCUCACACCUCCAGGGUCGGGGGUUCGAUUCCCACCUCCGCCUUGUAUG
Messenger RNA from Tachysurus fulvidraco (yellow catfish), 3908 nucleotides. Its product is annotated as NACHT, LRR and PYD domains-containing protein 12-like. Bases 443 to 3673 code for a protein of 1076 amino acids. Gene Ontology annotation, molecular function: protein binding. The transcript has 11 exons. Lineage: Eukaryota; Metazoa; Chordata; Actinopteri; Siluriformes; Bagridae. The record is from RefSeq and is a predicted model, not a curated record.